Molecule: messenger RNA, 2134 nt
Organism: Phycodurus eques (leafy seadragon)
Lineage: Eukaryota; Metazoa; Chordata; Actinopteri; Syngnathiformes; Syngnathidae
Gene: ifi30a
Product: IFI30 lysosomal thiol reductase a
Exons: 7
Coding region: 82-840 (252 amino acids)
Cellular component (GO): lysosome
Molecular function (GO): oxidoreductase activity, acting on a sulfur group of donors, disulfide as acceptor
Source: RefSeq, a predicted model, not a curated record
AAACGCUCGCCGAGCUCUUGCAGAAGUUGUCACGACGUGCUUUCAGUAAACUUGACUUAGUGGGGAGUGUAGUGUUGGAAGAUGAAGGUGGCUUUUCUGCUUACAUUGACAUUUAUCAUAUACUUUAAAUCCAGAUGUAACGCUCUGUCUUCGUCAUGUCCUCACCCUCCGUCACAGUGGUGCUCGUCUCCAAAAUCAGCUGCCCAGUGCGGGGUGUUGCAACGGUGUCUCCAUGCCAACUUGACCAGAUCACAUCAGGCAGCAGAAGCUGUCCAGUUGGCUGUCUACUAUGAGAGUCUGUGUCCCGACUGCAUAAUGUAUCUCACGCAGGUGCUGUACCCCACAUGGGUGCUGCUGCGGGACAUCCUGUCUGUCCAACUGGUUGCCUUUGGCAAUGCACAGGAGACACCCAGUGGGAGCAAGUAUGUAUUUAAGUGUCAGCAUGGAGAACAGGAGUGCCUUGGCAACAUGAUUCAGACAUGUCUACUGAACAUGAGUGACAAUGCGUUCCUCAUCAUCUUCUGUAUGGAGGCCUCCACUGAUGUCAUUGCAGCUGCCAAGAUUUGUGUUCAUCUGUACAGUCCUGAUUUGAGCUGGCAGCGCCUCAUGAGCUGCGUGACUGGAGAUGUGGGAAACCAGCUGUUGCAUCAGAACGCCUUGAGGACCGAAGCUCUGGAUCCUCCACACCAGUCUGUACCCUGGGUGACCAUUAAUGGGGAGCACACAGAUGACCUGCAGAAGAAAGCCACAACUUCUCUCUUUCCUCUGGUCUGCAGCAUAUACAAGGGCAUCAAACCUGUGGUCUGUGGAGGUGGCGGCCAGAGACACAGAGAGAUCUAACAUAGCUUCACAAUGAGUGGCCACAAUGCGAGCUGUUUGAGGAUUUAGCCAAUAUCCAUGAUAUCCAGCUUAAGGUUCAUGUACUACUUCACUGAACAAAAAUAAAAUACAGACUUGUUUUUUUGCUCGCAGUUUUCACGAGCUGAACGCAAAGAAAUAAGACUUUCUGUUUCCCCAAACGGCCUAGUUCUCUCAAAUAUUGUUCAUAAAUCUAAAUUUGUGUUAGUGAGCACUUCUCCUCUGCCCUGACAAUCCAUCCAUGAAAACCUGUCUUGCGAAUAAAUGUUCAAGUGACUUUAUGGCAAGCUUGUGAGCAUUUAUUCAAUAUCCUUGACAUCCAACAAGUCUAUGUACAAGUACACACUUUUCCCUCACUAGUAGGACAACUUUGGCAUACUAGGACAACUAAAUGUUACUCGGGAGGCAAAACUCUGCACUAGUUGAAAUCUGCUCAUUACUAGUAGUACUUGUGACAUUAUAAAAUUCUACUAGUUAACAUCUAGCACUUCACUAGAAGAGCUAGCUACCUGUGCGGGGAUGUCAAUUACUGCACAGUUUUGCCUCACUAGUGCAUGUAGUUUUCCUACCAGUGUGCCAAAGUUGUCCUACUAGGUCCAUGAGCAUACAAGUAGACGGACCUUAAAGACAUUUGAGCAUUUAUUCAUUGAGCACUAGUUUUUCAUUCAUAAUUCAGCACACUAGUAGGAUAUCGAACAAAAAGGCCGUUUCAGUAACACUGUGGGAAUUCAUCAAAUGCUUUUCUAUGCAGGAUUUCAGAUCACUUCAUUGAAAUCUUAUGAUUUAAAUACAGUUAGCUGUAUUAAAAAAUGUCCUUCUAGGCUUGCCUGUAACGUUUUGCACUUGAUAAAUGACCUUUGAGUUUGUGGCAUUGUCUUUUAGUAUACCUCUUUGAACUUUAGAUGGCGCCAUAACUCCAUCCAUUUUUGAACCGCUUAUCCUCGCUAGGGUCGCGGGCAUGCUGGAGCCUAUCCCAGCUAGCGAGAGGUGGGGAACACCCUGAACUGGUCGCCAGCCAAUCGCAGGGCGCACAGAAACAAACAACCAUUUGCCCUCGCAUUCACACCUACGGGCAAUUUAGAGACUUCAAUCAACCUACCAUGCAUGUUUUUGGGAUGUGGGAGGAAACCGGAGCACCCGGAGAAAACAUACGCAGGCACAUCAUAACUCAUUGAUGCAUAUUCAGCCCCUGAUAAGAGCCAGCCGACGUUUACCCUCUAACCUGAGGGUGUAGUUAUGGAAUAUUUACUAAUGGGUACCAGCAUAUACUGCAGAA